Molecule: messenger RNA, 3300 nt
Organism: Misgurnus anguillicaudatus (oriental weatherfish)
Lineage: Eukaryota; Metazoa; Chordata; Actinopteri; Cypriniformes; Cobitidae
Source: RefSeq, a predicted model, not a curated record
UGGGCGGGGCGUUAUAUACCCAAACAGAUGGGAAUCGAGCUUUGUCUCCAGGCUGUCAGUGUUAUCUCGACAGACUGUGACUGUUUCUCAUUGAGCUCCUCUUGUCGGUUUAUUCGCACGGCAGUGGCGUUGCAUUGACGGACUCGUUGUAUAAACACAUCGCGGGGUUCGUGUUGUCAUCUCGAUGCUGGAUCGAACCGACUCGCUCCGGAGAGAAAGCCGAGACGGAACAAUACCUUGCGUAUCGUCGCCAAGUGAAUAUCAGUUUUCAUCCGCAGCUUUUACAGGACUGAGACUGUGACAGCGCGCAACCAAGCGUUGUCCUAAAGGAAACGAAACGCCAGUUGCCAUAGACGCUUUUUGUUCAAAAACAGCAAUGCCGGGGUUUGAUUACAAGUUCCUGGAGAAACCCAAACGGCGCUUUCAGUGCCCUCUGUGUAGCAAAGCGAUGAGGGAACCCGUCCAGGUUUCCACAUGUGGACACAGAUUUUGCGACACCUGUCUACAGGAAUUUCUCAGUGAGGGGGUCUUCAAGUGCCCGGAGGACCAGCUACCACUGGAUUAUGCCAAGAUCUACCCUGACCCUGAGCUUGAACAGCAGAUACUUGCGCUGCCCAUCCGUUGUAUUCACAGUGAAGAAGGCUGCCGCUGGACCGGCCAGAUGAAACAGUUACAGAGCCACUUCUCCACCUGCGCCUUCAACGUCAUCCCAUGCCCCAACCGCUGCGCCGUCAAGCUGACGCGCAGAGAUCUGCCCGAGCAUCUGCAGCACGACUGCCCCAAACGCAAGGUCAAGUGUGAGUUCUGUGGCAGCGAGUUCACAGGAGAGGCCUUUGAGAACCACCAGGGCAUCUGUCCACAAGAGAGCGUAUACUGCGAGAACAAGUGCGGAGCAAGAAUGAUGAGAAGACUCCUGUCCCAACACACAAUGAGCGAAUGCCCCAAACGCACCCAACCCUGCAAAUAUUGUGGCAAAGAAUUCGUCUAUGAUACCAUCCAGAACCAUCAGUACCACUGCCCUCGCUUCCCCGUGCAAUGUCCCAAUCAAUGCGGGACGCCGAACAUCGCAAGGGAGGAUCUGGCCAAUCACGUGAAGGAGAACUGCGGCAGCGCUCUCAUCCUCUGCCCCUUCAAAGAAGCCGGCUGUAAACACAGAUGCCCGAAAAUGGCCAUUAGUCGACAUCUCGAGGAGAGCACAAAGUCGCACCUAACAAUGAUGUGCAGCCUUGUAGGCCGUCAGCGGCAAGAAAUCAUUGAGUUGAGACGGGAAAUGGAAGAGCUGUCGGUCAGUCACGACGGCGUUCUCAUCUGGAAGCUGACCGACUACUCGCGCAAGCUCCAGGAGGCAAAACUUCGCAACAACCACGAAUUCUUCAGCCCUCCCUUCUACACGCACCGCUACGGCUACAAGCUGCAAGUAUCGGCUUUCUUAAACGGAAACGGCAGCGGCGAGGGAUCGCAUCUUUCCAUCUACAUCCGCGUGCUGCCCGGCGAGUACGACAGCCUGCUGGAAUGGCCCUUCUCCUACAAGGUGACCUUCUCGAUCAUGGACCAGAGUGACCCGUCGCUGUCUAAACCUCAGCAUAUCACGGAAACCUUCAAUCCGGAUCCCAACUGGAAGAACUUUCAGAAACCGUCUAGUAGCCGGAACUCGCUGGACGAGAGCACGUUGGGAUUCGGCUACCCGAAGUUUAUCUCGCACGAGGAAAUCAAGAAGAGGAACUACAUCCGUGAUAACGCCAUCUUCCUCAAAGCUUCCAUAGAGAUUCCGCAAAAAAUCAUGGCAUGAGGCUUGCAUUGGUCGUUAAAAAUGUUUGUCUCCCUAUGGACCCUAAUUUUUUCCUUUCAAAAACCGUACUGACUCAUCUGUCUGGUUAUUUGACUGGCUUUAGGGACCUAUAUUUAAACGUGGAAGUGUUUGACCUGCAAACUCAUCACUUUGAAUUUGCUUUGUAACACUCUCUUCCUCAAUUUACAACAACGCCUUUGGACAUUCAGUAGUGCCUAGAACAUUUAUUUUAAUUUAAAUGUUAUUUUUCAAUUGUGACUCAUUUUAAAGAUUGAAGUGGACUGUGAAAGGCUGUUCAUAACCUUUGCACUUUGAGAAUGUUAAAUAUUCACAAAGUUUAACACAACAGCGGGCGGUACAUCUAUGCCGGUGUUCAACAUGCAUACACAAACAGUGUUUGUACCCUUUUGUGUACACAGUUUUGUCCACUGUUGGUUCUCUCAACGGUGGGAGUCAACAGAACCUAGCUUUCCUGUUUAACUUGUUUUAAGUAAACUAACAAUGGCUGUGAAGUAAAUGUAGCUAACUCUGUGUCGUAAGCUAGACAGGACUCCCACCUUCCAUUUGGGACCGCAGGAUUUCGUGUCAGGUUUUUUGCGAAAAUGAAAGAUUGUUCAGCUCAACUCGUGCACUCCGGAUCGAAAGCCAUGCGAGAUUGUUUACAUUCAAGAUCGGAUUGCAUUCACAUAUAAUUUUUUUUUUACCAUAACCUGUAUUUUUAUCCAGCAUGUGUUGAGAACGCAUUACGCCACGGUGGAUGAAAGGAACCAAAUUUUUUUAAUAUGUGAAAAAUGUCAUAAUGGGGAGGGUGCUUUGAAUGUGAACCCUGGACUCACGUGCUCGGUACGCUUUCUGUUCUUCGUAUUACGAUGCCGAUCACUGGCAGCUGUACAAAGACGCAGGCACUCGCCACGGCCGCCCCAAAGCGCGUCGGUACCUCAGGUGCGAGGGUGUCUGGUAACCACGGUCAUCCGUGCCUGCAAAAGCAGCAUGUGAACGAUAGGAAAGUUCUUCCAUGUGCCUGAGGAAGAUGAGUUUUGUGCAAUAUGGCUGCCGUUGCUCCAUACAGACCAGUGGAGGACUUUGUUGAUACUUACUAUAUAUGUGAAUACUAAUAAAAAAAUGCAAAAGCACAUUCUUCACGUUUUAUCCUGCUAUGAUACCAGCUAAUAUUUUGCAAUGAUUUUGAGAAAACCUGGAAAAAAGGCGUUUUUUUGCUGAGAUUCUGUAUUUUGCAAAGUAUUGCAGAUGUUUUCUACAACGUUUUCGGAAAUGAGUCGGAGAGCCUGUACAUUGACAUUUUUUAUGUUUUAUCUCCGUGGCAUUUGCUCGACCGUUUUGUUCGUCUGGUUUGGAUUUUACGUAUUAUGUCUGUAUUAUUUCCUCUUGAAAGUAUUUAUUUUAAUGCGCCGUGACAUCAGCUUGAUAUGAGAAAUGGUGCAGAUGUUUUUAUAUGUUGAGUCGAUGAUUGCUUGUCAAAUAUCACUUGAAAUAAAACAAUGUCUAUAUGA